AUGCCUGAAUCGGAGAUGCUAAUGGUUAAUGGAAUCCAAGUGGAAGCAAUCCGAGCAACUGUCUUCUACAAGCAGAGGUGGAUGGUGCUGUUGGUGGACACUUCUGCUGCCUGUACCAAGAAUAAUGGCACUUUUGAUGGGAUGAACUUGGCCUGGGUUUCCCCCAGGGUGCUCUCUCCACUGGUCCUGCAUAUUGACCAGUUCCAGGACAAGGAUAUCUCCAUGGGUGUGGAUGGGAAGCUGCUCGACCUCGCCACUAUCCAAAGGAGGAACUAUAACCUUAAAGUCAAUGAUUCCUUUGUAGGAAUCUCCAUUCCUUAUGGUGCAGAGGGUGGCUACCUGAAGAGUCAUGUCAUAAAUAAUCAGUACAACCGGGUGUAUGCCAUUGACCUGUACCUUGAGCACCAGUGGGCGGAUGAGCAGUGGGAAGUGACCCAGCACCGCUCCUUCAAGCCAGUCCACACCCCCUUUAUUGCUGAAACCCCCUUUGUCAUCAACAAUACCAUCCCAGAAGAAAAGGUCUUCACAGUGACCCUUGGUGUCUUCAACCCUGACGUUGAGCUGAAGAACCUGACUAUCAAUGGGGUUCCUCUGACCCUUCCUGAGGCAAUCAACCAAGGCAUUGUUGCCACUGAGGUCCAGCACCCCAAUGGCACCAAGUCUAUUGUCCUGAAGGUCCCCUUCACCCACCCACUCAUCCCACAGAAGUACAUUGGCGAUGGGGUCCGGGAGUUCACCUUGAAUAUUAACUACACCUUGAACAUCGUUCCUGAGAACGAGCCUUAUUUCUUCCCGGCAACCAUUGUGUGUCAGGUUAAGGAUGUGGUACUUCCUGAUGUCAAUGGCUUUUGUACUGAGAACAGCAUAGUAUUUGAUGUGAGCCGCGGGAACAUGGAUUACCUCUGGGUCAUGUACGUUGGGAAGCACCAGCUAACCUCAGAGCUGGCUGCUCACCGAGGCUACGUAGUCACCAACCAGACCAAGUUUAUUCUGGAGGUGCCACUCUUCAGUGUUGGCUGCAUCUAUGAGGAUAUCUCUCUCCGAGGCCUCUUUGUUCGUGUAGAACUGACCUUCAGGACUGUUGGGACACUAGAGGCAGUGCUGUCAUUGGUACAGCGCUGUCAAUUUCCUACCAAGCAGCUGCUGGUGUGCAUGCCUGGUGGUGUGAUGACAGUGGUGGCUGUGACUAUGGAGCCCAUACCAGUAGUGGAACCCAGUAAGACAACCCUGCUGGACAAGACCUGCAAACCCAAAGAGUCUGACUCGACCAGGGCUCUCUUCACGUUCAGU
Messenger RNA from Polyodon spathula (Mississippi paddlefish), 1290 nucleotides. RefSeq lists its product as uncharacterized. NCBI's taxonomy places the organism in Eukaryota, Metazoa, Chordata, Actinopteri, Acipenseriformes, Polyodontidae. The transcript is spliced from 9 exons. The annotation marks the transcript as partial. The record is from RefSeq and is a predicted model, not a curated record.